ACUUAACUUACAAGACGAGGAUUGCCAAUAAUAUAUAAGAAGAUAACAAUAUAAUUUUUUCAAAAAAUGUGAGACACUUAACGUUUGCUAAGAUGAUGUCUGCAGUCUCUAAGAUUGAAAAAAUUGGAGCUUAGAUAAAUUGUUCAUCGUAAUCUAAUAUUGGUGUUACUUAUAAUUAGAUCUAAUUAACCAGUUAAGCAAAGUGAGGCCAGGACAGCCCAAAAUGAGACCCAAUUUAGUGAGAUCAAAAUUUGUACAAUGUGAGCUUUAUGUGAUGAUCUGCCACGUCAUCAAGCCACCUAGACGUGACAUUUAGCUACUGUUUUUGUUUUGAAGCCAGUAACGGCAUUUUGGCUGAUGAUUGUAUUUUGGUUUGUUCUCCUUCCCAUCGAAUCAUCAUCCUUUGCAUCUUUAUACAACCUUUUGCCGCCCCUUCUUUUCCUUCAUAUUCACCCUUUUCCCCCUCCUUCCUUUUUACACUUUUUCCACCCCCUACCCUCAACUCUCAGUUCUUUUUCCAUCUAUAUAUACCUACACAUUCAUUUGAAAUCCUUCAUUAUAUGCGGAAAAAAAAAUCCAUUUUCAUAUAGAAAGAAAAUAAUUCUCAAAUAUCCCUAAAUUCUUUCGUGGUUUGGACAACUAAUAGAUUAAUGUUUCAUUCGGUGACUUUGGUCGGCUUCCUCACUUAACCAAUUUGAAUUUGAAGUACGAUCCAGAUCACGUCUCACUCAUGUUAUAUGAUUGCCUUUUCAAGUUAUACGCGUUUAGACUUUACUUUCUAUUCUCCUUCUAAAUCCGGUCAAAUAGUUGUUCUCAAUUUUUUUGUUAUCUAGUUGUAAAUUGUACCUCUCUUUAGAAAGCCGAGAAAGGGAAUGGAUGAGGGCGGUGGGAAUUGUUUCACAUGGGAAAAGCAGAGAUGGUCUUUUUCGAAUUCAGAUAACUCAGGUGGGAAUGGGGUAAAACCAGCUGGCAAGGAGUUACCCGAUAUCUCUGAUGAUGUUGCUAGAGAGACAAAGGGUGGCGGUAGAAAGAGGAGUGUGUCAGCAAAGAACGGUGGCAAGGGCAAUGGAGAAGGGAAUGAAGGAAAAGCUAAUGGAGGAGAUCAGUCAGAUCAUGAUAUGCAUAUAUGGACAGAAAGAGAGAGGAGGAAGAAGAUGAGGAACAUGUUCUCUAAUCUUCAUGCUUUGCUUCCUCAACUUCCUCCUAAGGCAGACAAGUCGACCAUUGUGGAUGAAGCAGUGAACUACAUCAAGACACUCCAGCAUACCCUUAAAAAGCUUCAGCGACAAAAGCUGGAGAGGCUCCAUGGCAUGGCGACUACGAUGAAUCCUUCAAUAAUCAGCUCAAGUAUUAUUAGUAGGGAGGCAUUUUUAGCUGAUCAGGGAUCUACAAAUAACGCAACACUUUCAAUGCCUCAUUUGCCAGCAUUCUUUCAAACUUGGUCAUCUCCCAAUGUUAUCCUAAAUGUUUGUGGCGACGAAGCUCACAUUAGCGUCUGUUGUCCCAAAAAAACAGGCCUUUUAAGUACCAUUUGUUAUGUAUUAGAGAAGCACAAGAUAGAGGUGGUAUCUGCCCAAAUUUCAUCAAAUCAAAACAGAUGCAUGUACAUAAUUCAAGCCCGCCGUGCAAGUGGAGCUCCAGAUCAAUUCUCCGAAGCCUCUCCCGUGGAAGAAAUAUACAUGCAAGCAACAGGAGAGAUAAUUCUAUGGGUAUCUUCCCAGUGAUACUGCAAAUCAAUUUCACCAUAUAUAGGAGAUAUACUCUUUAAACUUCUAUAGAAAUUAUGAGGGUUGUAAAGAAUGGUUUAUUUUACGUAGAGAUUGUACAUCUUCCUUCAGAGAUA
This is a messenger RNA of Lycium ferocissimum, 1843 nucleotides long. RefSeq names its product transcription factor bHLH95-like. The coding region runs from base 873 to 1724 and encodes 283 amino acids. The transcript is spliced from 3 exons. The record is from RefSeq and is a predicted model, not a curated record. Gene Ontology annotation, molecular function: protein dimerization activity; DNA-binding transcription factor activity. Lineage: Eukaryota; Viridiplantae; Streptophyta; Magnoliopsida; Solanales; Solanaceae. Gene Ontology annotation, biological process: endosperm development; regulation of DNA-templated transcription.